This is a messenger RNA of Lutra lutra (Eurasian river otter), 5321 nucleotides long. It is a transcript of the gene ZNF710, whose product is annotated as zinc finger protein 710. The transcript has 5 exons. Lineage: Eukaryota; Metazoa; Chordata; Mammalia; Carnivora; Mustelidae. The record is from RefSeq and is a predicted model, not a curated record. Bases 813 to 2810 code for a protein of 665 amino acids.
UCAGAGCUGGAAGACACAUCACAGAUUUUCUAAGAGACACCUAGGCACAAGAAAAGCUCCAUGCCCAGGGCCACACUCUGCGGGCAGAGUCAGCAUCUGAAUGUGAGCUUCCAGAGUCCAUGUCCAGUGCUCUUCCGCACAAGGCCAUGGCCUCUCUUCCUGCGGGGGUGCCGAAUCAGGCUCUGUCCAAAGAGCAUGGCUCUGAGAAUAAGGAAACCAUGGGUGUAUGUAUGCUGCCUGCAGGGGACAGGUAGAUAGAACGCCUUAUUGUCCAGGUGUGUUGCCCAUGUACUGUUCUGAAGGGUUUGACAGGCCAGCGGUGACUGCUGGGGGGGAACUAGAAGCAAAGGCCCCCAGUUCCAUGGGGUAGCAUUUCAUCUUCAGGAUGUCCCCAAGUCACAGUCAGCAGUUUGGGAUCUGGCCUGCUUUCUUCUUGCUUUGUACUCAUGUGCGAUUUAUUUAGGACUGAUCUGCUGUGAAGAAUGGGUGUAAGGAAGAGUAAGAGGCCUGAACUGGUAUCUGUUCAUGAGUCAGAUCUCCUCCUAGAACGUCAGCUCGUGAGGGUAGAAAGUCUGUGUUCGUUGCUGAGCCCGUGCCCAGAGCAAAGCCUGGCACAUGGUGGGCCCUCUGUACUACUUGGCGAGUAAGUGUACUGGGCACUGGGAAAGAGACCUCCCUCCCAGAAGGAACCCACGAGUGACACACAGAGGGGGGGAUGGGAAGGUGAUUGAUGGGACCUGCAGAGUUUUGCCGUGAGUCAUGGCUUCAGACAAGCUCCAGACAGCAAUGCCCUCCUAGCCAGCCGCCACGGGAUGGAGGGCUUCAUGGACUCAGGGACACAGACGGAUGCCGUGGUGGUGCUGUCCUUGGCUCAGGCCGCCGUGCUGGGCCUGGUCUCGGAAAAUGAGCUCUUCGGAGCCACCAUAAGCGCCGAAGCCUUCUACCCGGACCUGGGGCCCGAGCUGUCCGGGACGGCCAUGGGGGAGCCCGGGCCCCCCGGCCCCGACGUCUACCAGCUGGCCUGCAACGGGAGGGCCCUGGAGGAGCCAGUGGAAGAGGAGGUGCUGGAGGUGGAGGCCGCCUUCGAGAAGCACACCCGGCGGAAGACGCGGCCACCUGUGCGGCUGGUGCCCAAGGUCAAGUUUGAGAAGGUGGAGGAGGAGGAGGAGCAGGAGGUCUACGAGGUGUCCGUGCCCGGUGACGACAAGGAUGUGGGCCCUCCGGAGGCCCCUGCCGAGGUGGCCGGCAGCGGUGGCGAGGCCCUGGUGCAGAGCAGCGCCGUCAAGAUGAUCGACCUGAGCGCCUUCAGCCGCAAGCCCCGGACACUGCGUCACCUGCCCCGAGCCCCGCGGCCGGAGCUGGACGCCGCCGCCUACGACCCCCACUUCCCCGACCCGGCCCGGGACGGCUUCCCGGAGCCCGGCGUGGCGCUGCCCGGGCCGGAGCCCCUGCCGUCCUCCGAGUGCGGCUUCGAAGCGCCCCACCUGGCCCCACUGGGCGACCCCGAGGCCCCCGCCCUGGAGUCGCCGGAGCCCGUGAAGCCAGAGCAGGGCUUCGUGUGGCAGGAGGCCAGCGAGUUCGAGGCGGACGCGGCCGGCUCCACAGUGGAGCGCCACAAGAAGGCGCAGCUGGACCGGCUGGACAUCAACGUGCAGAUCGACGACUCGUACCUGGUGGAGGCGGGCGACCGGCAGAAGCGCUGGCAGUGCCGCAUGUGCGAGAAGUCCUACACGUCCAAGUACAACCUGGUAACGCACAUCCUGGGCCACAACGGCAUCAAGCCGCACUCGUGCCCGCACUGCAGCAAGCUCUUCAAGCAGCCCAGCCACCUGCAGACGCACCUGCUGACGCACCAGGGCACCCGGCCCCACAAGUGCCAGGUGUGCCAGAAGGCCUUCACGCAGACCAGCCACCUCAAGCGCCACAUGCUGCUGCACUCGGAGGUCAAGCCCUACAGCUGCCACUUCUGCGGCCGCGGCUUCGCCUACCCCAGCGAGCUCAAGGCGCACGAGGUGAAGCACGAGAGCGGCCGCUGUCACGUCUGCGUGGAGUGCGGCCUGGACUUCUCCACGCUGACGCAGCUCAAGCGCCACCUGGCCUCCCACCAGGGCCCCACCCUGUACCAGUGCCUCGAGUGCGACAAGUCCUUCCACUACCGCAGCCAGCUGCAGAACCACAUGCUGAAGCACCAGAACGUGCGGCCCUUCGUGUGCACGGAGUGCGGCAUGGAGUUCAGCCAGAUCCACCACCUGAAGCAGCACUCCCUCACCCACAAGGGCGUGAAGGAGUUCAAGUGUGAGGUGUGCGGCCGGGAGUUCACCCUGCAGGCAAACAUGAAGCGACACAUGCUGAUCCACACCAGCGUCCGGCCCUAUCAGUGCCACAUCUGCUUCAAGACCUUCGUGCAGAAGCAGACCCUCAAGACCCACAUGAUUGUACACUCGCCUGUGAAGCCAUUCAAAUGCAAGGUGUGUGGCAAGUCCUUCAACCGCAUGUACAACCUGCUGGGUCACAUGCACCUGCACGCGGGCAGCAAGCCCUUCAAGUGCCCCUACUGCUCCAGCAAGUUUAACCUCAAGGGCAACCUGAGCCGGCACAUGAAGGUCAAGCACGGUGUUAUGGACAUCGGCCUGGACAGCCAAGACCCCAUGAUGGAGCUGACGGGCACUGACCCCUCCGAGCUCGACAGCCAGCAGGAGAUGGAGGACUUCGAGAACGCCUACGCCUACGCCGGUGUGGAUAGCAGCGCCGAGGCCAGCGUCCUCACCGAACAGGCCAUGAAGGAGAUGGCCUACUACAACGUGCUAUAGUAGUGCUGGGCCGUCCAGAGGGGGCGGGGAGGGCAGGGGACGUGGGGGGAGACCCAUGUGCUGCGGGCCACCCCUCCCGCAGCGGAGAAGCUACUGCCCCACUGUCCUAAGCCCUCCUCCCCUCCCACCGAGUCGUUUGCACCACUAGGGACUUGUAGACCAAAUGGAGACUGUACUGGCCUCAGCUGUGACCCAGGCACAGGCCCCAGGCAUCUGGGGAAGGAAGGAGAACACAAGGGGCCCAGCUCUGGGUCGCCCUGGCCUGCUGCUGUGGGAGAGUGGGAAAAAUGCUGGCGGGGGCCAUAUGGGGCCAAGACAGUAGGGCCCAGGUCCUCAGGUCUGUCCAGGCCCCACAGAGCUGGGGCAGUGAUGUGGGCGGGGCCUCCUGAUAGCUCCUCAGGGGUCCUGGCACUGGAGGAAGACAGCUUGAGCCUGGCCUUGUUUCCUUUCCCCACCAACUCCUGCCUCUAGGGAUGUCUGAGCUCCUGUGCUGGUCAGCAUCGCCCGCCCCACCCCGGCCCUAUCCCCCCCACCAGGCCCUGGGCUGGGAAACGCUCAGGCCCCAGAGCCCCCUUCCCCACCCCAUCCGUCAACAGCCAGGCAGGGCCCCCUGCCUUCUACCUCCUGGUGCCUCCCACGCUCUCCAGAGCCAGGCAUGCAUGCAGCCCGGUCCUGGCCUCAGGAAAGCGGGGUAUAGCCCAGCCCCCAGCCGGUGUCCUCCCCAGCCAACCCCCCCCGAAGGCCCCCACCUUCCAGCAGUUUGAAAGUGGGUGUCCCUAAAGUAGAUUUCAGCGGUUGUCAUCCAGUUCCUUGCUGAACGGGUCACUGCACCAGGGUCCCCCGACGUUGAGUAGAGCAGGGACGUGCCUUUGGCUGGGCACUUGCUAAGCAGACGGAGGCCCCUCAAAUGAGGGGCAGGGGACCGAGAGGGGCUGUCCUCAGAGGCGGCCCAGGACCACCUUGGGGUUGCUGGGGUGCUGUAUUAUUGACAAGUAUCCGUGUUGAGGAAGCAGACAGCCAAGAGUCAACAGGUUCCCAAGAAGAGCCACUUAGUUAAAAAGAAAAUGAAGACCAUAGAGAAAAAAAAAUUUUUUUUGAGCAAAUGGGGUAUUUUGAAGGUAAUUUAUUUUUUUUUCCUUGCCACUUCUGUGUCGCCUGUUCUUUUCUGAUGGAGAUCAUUUUCUUUUUCCAAAUGGAAGCUCCCUCAUGUGCUGUGCGUGCUUCGUGCCUGCCCAACCUCGAGCGGGGCAGGGCUCGGGCGCGGAGGGACGGGCUGCCGGCAGGGAGCCUCGGGGCCGGGGCAGGAGGCGGGAGGCCGAACCGGGCAGGCCCUUGGCCCCUGCCCGGCCCCUCCAGCCAGUGACUCGCGCGGCACCAGUGGCAGGAGCCGCUUGGUUCUGCUCAGCCGGCGGCUCGCUCCCUCGCUUGCCCGCUCUCCUGGCCUCUGUCCCCGGGCCAGCUCCCGCCCUGGGAACUGAAGACAGGCCGCCCGGGGCAUGAAGUAGCACAUUCAGGAACGGCUAAGGCACCCGGACUCCUGCCCACUCGCCUCCCGAGGCCUCGGUGGGGAGGGGCAGGCGGGGCUGUCCCCAAAGGCACGAAGGAGGUGAAGCCACCAGCUUCAGCCCGGAAACCAGGAAAGGAGGGGUAACAGCUGGGGAGGAUGGGAGGACCAGCCGGAAAUGCAGCUGCCCCCAAAGCUGUAUCCUUAGUGAAGGACCAAGCCAGGCUUCAGGGUGGCCGUGAUCAGGACUGAGGGGAGAACAAGGUGGCCUCGGGAGCAGGCAGUCAGGUGCCCCUUCCUUCUCUGCUAAACCUCCCGCUAAGAGGCAGCAGAUGAAAGGGAUGGGGGCUCACGGGAGCCUUUCCCCUCCAGAACCCCGAGGCCCUCCCCCCGGCCCCCCAGGUGCCCGCCAUGAUGACCCUCAGGUGGCAGUGACCCCGUCACUGUAGAAGACAUUUUCUCCUGCUGAGCAGAAGCCUCACCCCCUGCAAACUACCUCUUCCCACAAUGUCUUUCUCCCCUGGUACCAAAAAGAACCCUGUACCUCCUCGUCCUCCUCCUCUUUCCUGCCAGUGCAGUGGCCUUGGUCGUGGAAACCCAAGGGAGAAGGUCUGGCCCCCAGGGUGGGGCUGUCCUUUCCUCCCACAGCCCUGCCAUCAGCACACCGGCCCUCUGCGAGGUUCGAUACUUGAACGCCCCCCUGCCCUGUGCCUUGGACCCGGGCAAAGCGAAGAGAAGGAAACAGCACAACUCACACACCUGAGCUGGGGGGUGGUCUCGGCAAGGCUCCUGUCCUCACCCCUCCCCCGACCUUUCAAGAGAGGCACCCGCGCGGCCUCUUGGGUGACUUGGAAACUCCUGGACAAAUUCCAUCCUAACUUAUUUUGACGUGUAUACAAACCACCUGUUUAGAAAUUCCACUUGUGCAAAGCCCUACUGUGUUUUUAUGUUCCUGUUUAAAAGAGAAGUUUACUUAGCAAUAAUUAUAAAUAAAUGAAUAUUCUUUA